Cygnus olor (mute swan) is the source of this 4037-nucleotide messenger RNA. It is a transcript of the gene GPBP1L1, whose product is annotated as GC-rich promoter binding protein 1 like 1. NCBI's taxonomy places the organism in Eukaryota, Metazoa, Chordata, Aves, Anseriformes, Anatidae. Gene Ontology annotation, molecular function: DNA binding; RNA binding. Gene Ontology annotation, cellular component: nucleus. The transcript has 11 exons. Gene Ontology annotation, biological process: positive regulation of DNA-templated transcription; DNA-templated transcription. Bases 1847 to 3262 code for a protein of 471 amino acids. The record is from RefSeq and is a predicted model, not a curated record.
CCCCGCCCCCUCCGGCCCCCGGCCGGGCAGGGCCGGGCAGCCAUUUUGGGCAGAGCUUUGUUAUGGUUCUGGGGCCGCAGCAGGCAGCGAGAGGGGCCCGGCCGUGACUACAGUUCCUGUCUUACCUCUUUGAUGGAAGAGGACUAUGACCCAGAAGUGAACUUUCCACUGUAGAACAAGAAGCUGUUGUGGAAUAAUUUGUUUCCUUUUAAAAGCAGUACCCAGUCUACAAAAAAAUAGAGUAGAAGAGAUUAUUUUUACACCUGGCAUUUUUCAGUUCUUGUGACCUAUGUUUCAGCAUGUAAAUGGUGAAAAACGGGGAUAUAAACAUUUGUGCCUGCUUUUGAGCUUUACAUCAAGUAGUGCUUAGUUCUGUGGAGCAUUAACCAAGCUACGUGAAGUCCAGAGUAUAUCCUGACAUUCAUUUUUCAAAAAAAAUAUAUAUAUACCUUUUUUUUUUUUUUAGAAAAUUUAUCUGAGAAAAAUGAAGAUUAUCUUUUAGGAGCACUUGAUCAGAUGCUUCUUGUUUAGAUCUCAGCAUUUGGGGCAAACAUUUUUCUAUAACGUGGUCCUUUUUGUAGAGUGUUCAGAUUGAUCUGCAGACCAUGAACUAUCCAGCAGAGUUGGGUGUAUCUGUUCAGUAUUAAUGAUGGUGUGGUUCUGAAUGUUGUCAUACAGACCUGGCAAACCUUUUUCUAAUGUAAAAGCUGACUUCUGUAGUACCACGACUAGAGGAUAUUUAAUGAGGUGAACGUGGUCGUGGCUUUUUUUAAAUACAAAUUACCUUCUUAGGUAUUUUUUUGUAGUGAGAGUGCAAAAAGAGGUUAAAAUGAGCAGCUGAGGGGGUGAAGGGCACAGUUGGCACGAAGUGCGGCCUCUCGUGCUCUGCUUCGAGACGCACUAUUGCCUCAAGGCUGGCCUGACGGUAUACUGGGGAAGAAAGGAACCAGAAGCUCAGUGAAGCAGAGAAGAAAGUGAGGAUAUUGGACUGCAGAGGCCAAACUCUGGGUGAGUGAUCAUAUGUACUUUUUUUUCCUUGCCUAUGCAGUAUUGACUUUUUCAGCUUUAAUUCAGCCAUGAACAAAUAAAGCAAAAUGGAAAGCUGAAGAAUCUUCCACAAAAAGGCAGAAUUCCAUUAUACAGAGUAGUAAUGGAAUUCUUACCGCCUUGACUAGUGGAAAUUGCUGUGACAAGUUGAAAAGAACAAUUCAGUUUCAUGUUCCUCAGUGAGACAUCUGCUGGUCUUCAGUUGAACUUGCAUUAAGAUACAGGUCUUUCAACCAGCUUGUGGUUUUUAAGUUGGGGGGUGCAGGAACUGGCAUAUGGUUGUCUUUCAAGUCUCUGAUCUGCUCGUAGUGUCUCAAUAUCAUCAUUGGUUUGGUCAUAUUUAAUUUACAACCUCUGGAAUAAAAUCUGCGGUGGUCGCUCCUUUGUAGAUUAUGAAACAAAGAGCAGUGAAGGAAUGUACCCCAAAUUCUGGCAUGUCUUAGUUCGGUGCAUUGUAUGGCUUAUGUGUGCUUUUUGUUCUGUUUUUUUUUCCAUCUCCAGGCCUAUCCUAUCAUGAAUUUCAUAGGUGUGUUUUUAGAAUGGAAUUGUAAAUGGAAGCUAACUGGGAAUGUUUAAGUUACUACCUGUUCUGAUCAGAGGAAUAAAGCAGGAAAAAAUAAUGUUAGUGUAAACAACUACAGUGCUUUUCCCCUCCUGAUAAUAUAGACCAGGCUUUGGGAAUUAAUUUGUAUGAUUAUUUCAGUUUGGAAAAGAUAAGUCAGGGAAUGGUCUUUUCAUUUACAGAUCCUGGCCAUGAGGUUUGAUGCCUCAUUUUAUUGAAGGGAGACACUGGACCUAAAUGGCGCAGCAUGACUUUGUUCCUGCCUGGCUUAACUUCUCAACACCACAGUCAACCAAGUCCCCUGCAGCCACCUUUGAGAAACAUGGAGAGCAUCUUCCACGGGGAGAGGGACGCUUUGGGGUGAGCCGUAGGAGACACAACUCUUCUGAUGGAUUUUUCAAUAACGGGCCCCUCCGAACUGCAGGAGACUGCUGGCAUCAGCCGUCCCUUCUCCGCCAUGAUUCUGUAGAUUCUGGUGUUUCUAAAGGAGCUCAUGUUGGGCUUUCUGGCAGUCAGCCUGGCUGGCAUGGUCCCUCACGGGGCCAUGAUGGCGUGAACCAGCGUGGUGGAGGAGGAACUGGAGUUCAUCGCCACUGGAAUGGCAACUUCCAUUCUCGGAAAAGUUCCGCCUUUCAAGAAAAGCUGCCUGUUGAAGCCAGGGAAGAGAAGAAGGAAGACAAAGAGCAGUUACAAUUUGAGGAAGAAGACUUUCCAUCUUUGAAUCCAGAAGCUGGAAGACACAACAGCCAGAACAAACCUUUAGGGACACCGUCUGGAGUAUGGGAAAACCCCCCUAGUGCCAAGCAACCUACCAAGAUGCUGGUCAUCAAAAAGGUUUCAAAAGAGGAUCCUGCUGCUGCCUUCUCAGCUGCAUUUACAUCACCCGUUUCUCACCUGGCAAAUGGCAACAAAGCCACCACCAUUGUCCCAAGUGUCUACAAAAAUCUGGUUCCUAAACCUGCAGCUCCUCCUUCCAAGCCAAGUCCAUGGAAAGCCAACAGAAAUGAACAUAAACCAGGCUCGCUUUCUUCCAGCCGUGACUCUGCCUUUACCAGUCCAGUGUCUGUAACCAAACCAGCGGUACUGGCAAGUGGCUCAGUCCUUACAUCUCCCAAAGAGAGUCCUUCCAGCACCACCCCUCCCAUCGAGAUCUGCUCUUCGCGCUUGACAAAACUGAUGCGCCGCACCACCGAUAAAAAGAGCGAAUUCCUGAAGGCACUGAAAGAUGAUAGGAAUGGGGAGAUAACAGAGAACAGAGAAUGCGACAAGCUGGAUGAUAUGGAGAGCAACAGCACACCAGAACCAAAGGAAAAUUGGGAAGAGAAUUGCCAUCAAAAUGGCCUUUCUCUUCCUUUGCCAGAGGAGGGGGAAAACCUCUCUCACUCAUUGGAAGCAGAACACAGGUUAUUGAAAGAAAUGGGAUGGCAGGAAUAUCCUGAAAAUGAUGAGAAUUACCUUCCCCUCACGGAGGAUGAGCUCAAAGAGUUCCAAAUUAAAUCAGAGCAGCGAAGAAGAAAUGGAUUUGGGAAGAAUGGAUUUCUUCAGGGCCGCGGCUCCAGCCUGUUGUUCCACUGGAGAAGCACUUUUAAGACAAAGAUUGAGGACUCAGACACAGAAACUAGUAGCAGUGAAACUUCAGAUGACGAUGCCUGAGACUGGGCACAAGAAAAUUGAAAUAAAUAAAAUCAACCCAAUAAACUCAGUUCAUAGUUCAACAUGUGUUUGGGGUUGUAUAAACUAAACAGAGUUUAUUCUGUCUCCAGUCUGUUCAGUUUUUUCUUCUGUUGUUGAUACUUCAUGCACAAGGGAAAUAAUUGUAUCCCAAAGAAGAGAGAAAUUGGCUUCUUUAGCUUUUUCUUUUGGUUUUGCCCUAAUGCUUAUAGAAGUUUGUGCAGCUAGCAAAAUUUUGACAAAAAUCCCUUGUGGGGCAGUGCACAAGUUCAGUCUUGUAAGCAGGAUACCAGUGACUGACUGAUCUUUGCAACAACAAGCUUCUAACAGUGCCGCCUGCAUUACAUAAUGUCGUGCGGUAACAAUGUGCUAAAACAAUCAUUGUCAAUGACAAAAUGGCUAUUGAAGUUCUAAUUAUGUUAAAUUAAUGCUAAUAACAUGAAUUUUUUAUUUUAUUUUUUUUUGGCGGCUCGGGGAGCUUCAUCACUUAACCAGGCGUUUGUGGUUUUCUUUUUUUGGGUACAGCUGUAAAAUAUUUGGAUAUAGGAAUUGUUUGUGUUCUUCUUCUUGCAGCCUUGAUAUUCAGGGUGGAUUGUAAAAUAUAAAUUUUUUGUGAGAUUUCAAAGAUUAAGAUUAUUUUGAUAACAUUAUUUACAGAUUUAAAAAAGUGACUAUCACAUUGAGUCUGUAUGAGGGGGAAAAACUACUGCAUCAAAAAUAACUAACUUGGAAUAAAUAUUUUGCAUCAGUUUGCCAA